Molecule: messenger RNA, 6589 nt
Organism: Malaya genurostris
Lineage: Eukaryota; Metazoa; Arthropoda; Insecta; Diptera; Culicidae
Exons: 3
Coding region: 225-3461 (1078 amino acids)
Source: RefSeq, a predicted model, not a curated record
UAAACAGGAUUAGGCAAGCAAUAGCACGAGCCGAUUUUGAUUACAAUAAAUUUGAUAUACACGCUUUGAAUUUAUACGUGCGAACUGUAGAUGCGGCAUACACUGAAUAUAGCGAUUUCCAAAACCGAAUUUAUUUGACGGAUCCUUCUAGAAGAAAAGAACAUGAGAAACAAUUUAUUGAUUUCGAAGAAACUUAUGAGUUCGUCCGUAUAGCACUGUGCAAGAUGAUCGCGAAGCAUGAUGAAGAAAAACAGGCGAGCUUAACAGCAGAUAAACAGCACCAAUUGUCGAUGAUUAAGAAUAUUUCGAAUGAUGGUGCAGGUGGCAGCAGUGUUGUUUCGCCACGUAUUCCGUCUCUUUUGUUGCAGAACACACCUUUGCCGACAUUCGACGGAAACUAUGAAAAUUGGUUCAGAUUCAAGUCAAUGUUUUGCGAUAUCGUCAACAAAUGUGUCACGGAUUCUCCCGCUACAAAACUGCACUAUUUAGACAAAUCUUUGGUGGGAAAGGCUCAAGGUGCUAUCGACCAACAGACUAUAAAUGAUAAUAAUUAUGAGGGUGCUUGGAAGAUCCUAACUGAUAGGUUUGAGAAUCUACCAAUGGUGCUACAUGGUCAUGUGAUGAAACUUUUGAAUUUAAAACCAAUGACCAAGGAAUCGGCACAGGAGUUAAAAACAUUAAUUGAUAACUGUGAGAAACGGGUUGGUUCUCUGGAAUUUCAUGAGCUAAAAAUGGACGGUAUGUCGGAAGUAAUAAUCAUAACAUUGUUGACCACCAAACUGGACUCUGAAACAAGAAAGUGUUGGGAGUCGACUAUAGAGCACGGAGAAUCACCAAACUAUAAAGAUACGAUUGCCUUUCUACGCAAACGUAGCUAUGUACUAGAACGGUGUGAGCAAAUGUCAGGGAUAUCGAAAACUAAAGCAGCAAAUGAAAAACCGAAAAGCAAUGUGAUAGCUAGUAAAACGCAUUCAGUGCUUGUUCAGAAGUUCAACAGUUGUCCGAUUUGUGAAUUGAGUCAUGUCGUAGACAAUUGUGACGUAUUCAAAAAAAUGGGUAUCAACGGUCGUUACGAAAAAGCCAAACAAGUCGGCUUAUGUUUUUCUUGCCUAAAGAAGGGUCACAGAACCGCGAACUGCAAGUCCAAUCAAGCUUGUACAUCAUGUUCAAAAAAGCAUCAUAGUUUGAUGCACCCGGAGGAACACAAACCAGCGGUGUCCAACGAAUUGAAAAAAUCAGAAAAUGAAUUAGGAGCAGAUUCUAGUGCAAAACCAUUGAUAACGGCAAAGUGCGUAAUUCCAAGUUCAAUGAAGCAGGUUUUGUUAGCGACAGCGGUGGUUGAAUUAAUUGAUAUGUGUGGUAUGGCUCAUCAGUGUCGAGCACUUCUUGAUUCUGGUGCCAUGGCGAAUUUCUUGUCUGAGAGAAUGGCUGAUUUGUUAAGUCUUCCAAAAAAAAUGGUAAACAUUCCAGUGGUAGGCGUGAAUGGAAUGAAGUCCAAGGUCAAAUUCAAAGUACAGGCAAAACUAAAAUCCAUGGCAAUGGACUAUGAGUGUAAUUUGGAGUAUUUAAUAGUUCCACGGGUGACUGGUACAUUACCAACGAAGAAAAUAGAUAUUUCAAGAUGGCCAAUUCCUAGCGAUAUUGUACUAGCUGACAGAAAGUUCAACGAUCCAAGCCGUGUUGAUAUGUUGAUUGGCGCAGAAAUGUUUUACGAGUUGCUUCAAUCAGGCAAAACCAGAAUGUCUAAUGAUCUUCCGUUGCUUCAAGACAGUGUUUUGGGUUGGUUAGUUGCCGGUCCAGUCCUCGAAGAGGAGGGAUCCACAAAUUCCGUGCGAAUAUGUCAAAUUAUUCCCGAUGCUGAAGAUGAAUCAAAUUUAUACGAACUGUUGAAGCAGUUCUGGAAAAUUGAUGAGCAAGUGUCGAAUGAACAAGUAGAUCCGGACAAUGACUGCGAAGUUCACUUUAAGAGAACACACACACGUACUGCCGAUGGAAGAUACGUUGUUAUGCUACCCUUUCGAGACAAUAUUUGCGAUCUGGGCGAAUCUCGGAUGCAAGCAAAAAGACGUUUUGAAUUUCUGGAAAAAAGAUUGGUUCAGAAUCCGAUGAUGAAAAAUAUGUAUGAUAAUUUUAUUGAUGAAUACCUGGCAUUGGGUCACUGUGUGGAGAUAGACCAAAAUGAUAGAACACGUUCAAAGUCUGCCUAUUUCCUUCCUCACCAUUGUGUUUUAAAGCCGAACAGCUCUUCAACAAAACUCAGAGUUGUGUUCGACGCUUCUGCAAAAAGUGAGACCGGAAUUUCAUUAAACGAUGUCAUGAAGGUUGGUCCCACAGUUCAAAGCAGUCUCUUUGAUAUCAUGCUACGGUUCAGAACAUUUAAAUUCGCUUUUUCGGCGGACGUGCCAAAAAUGUAUCGUCAAGUUUUAGUGCAUGAACAACACAGAAAGUAUCAGCGAAUUCUUUUCAGAAAAGCUGCUUUAGAUCCGUUGAAGGAGAUUGAGCUAAAUACGGUUACUUAUGGAACGGCCGCAGCACCGUUCUUGGCGACACGAGCAUUAAAUCAGCUGGCAGAUGAUGAAAGGCUCAAUUUUCCAAAAGCUAGUGCAUUAGCAAAGAAGUCGUUUUACAUUGAUGAUGUCUUGACUGGAGCCAACUCAUUGGAUGAAGCAAUAGAAUUACAGAAAGAUUUGAUCGCAUUGCUUGGCAGAGGUGGUUUUGGACUUCACAAGUGGUGUGCGAAUGAUCCAAGGCUGUUAGAGGAUAUUCCACUGGAAGCGCAAGAGAAACUGAUGAGAUUUGAAGAUUCCGACAUCAACGGUGUGAUAAAGACACUUGGUUUGUAUUGGAAUCCAACUGACGACCAAUUUAUGUUUCGUGUAUUACCAAUGUCUGAGAAUUUGAAGAAUCCUACGAAGCGUCAAGUCUUAUCAGAAAUGGCAAAAAUUUUCGAUCCACUCGGGUUACUUGCUCCGACGGUGCUUCUUCCUAAAUUACUAAUGCAGCAACUAUGGAAAGAUGAAAAAGAUUGGGAUGAACUAAUACCUAAGAAAUAUCUGCAUUCGUGGAAUCGAUUCCGUACCGAGCUUAUUGAUAUUGGAACAGCAAAAAUCGACCGAUGUGUUACCACUGAAUCUACUGAUAAAAUGGAGUUGCACGGGUUUGCUGACGCAUCGGCUGUAGCCUAUGGUUGCUGCAUCUAUAUACGAAACCUAAAAAAAUGUGGAAAGGCUGAUUUGAAAUUGAUUUGUGCAAAAUCUAGAGUUGCACCGAUGAAGGAGUUGCAACGAAAUGUCAAACCAGAUGCCACGCCUGCUGAGAUGACUAUACCUCGUCUGGAACUAUGUGCUGCUUUAUUAUUGGCAUGCCACAUGAAAGCAGUCAGUGAAGCUUUAGAUGUCGAACCAGAACAAGUGUUUUUGUGGUCCGAUUCGAAGACGUUAUUUGUUGGUUACAACGGCUGAAACCUGAAACUUCAGUUUUUGUUCGGAAUCAUGUCGUAAAAAUACAUAAACAUCAACCUAAUGCUAAUUGGAGACAUGUGCCCUCGAAAUCGAAUCCUGCGGACCUCGUAUCCAGAGGCUUAUAUCCCAAGGAGUUGAUGAGUCAUGAUUUAUGGUGGCAUGGGCCAUCAUUCCUACAAACGUACGAAGGGUACAAAAACGAAUACAAUAUCGAAGUAGAAGUUAAUGAAGAACUUUGCGAUGUUGUGAUGCCGGUAGUGAUACAGGAAAACCACCCGUACAAGUUGAUAAUGGGUUGUAGUAGUUAUCGUCAAUUACAACGUGUAUUUGGUUACGUUGCGCGAUUUAUAUUUAACUGCAAGACAAGAAGCUGCUUCCUCAAGCGUUCUGCCGGAAACCUAACAAAGAUGGAUCUAGAAGAUGGAUUGAAAUUAAUGGUAAAAUGUGUGCAACAUGCUGUUUAUUCUGACGAAAUUGAAUGUAUUCUGAAAAAUAAGUCCGUUAAGGGAAAACUACGAAAUUUGAAUCCAGUCUUGAACGAGUAUAUCCUGCGAGUAGGAGGCCGCAUUCGGCAUUCUGAUCUUUCUGCUGAUCAGAAACAUCCCAUUAUAUUGCCAGAAAAGAAUCAUUUCACAGAAAUUCUGAUCGAGACACUUCACCGCGAACAUCUUCAUCUAGGUUUGAAUGGAUUAUUAUCAGUGGUGCGGGCGAAGUUUUGGCCAGUCAACGCAAAACGAACUAUUCAUCGAGUAUUGCGAAGGUGCGUUAAGUGCUUUAGGAUGAAACCAAAAAUGACAGAACAAUACAUGGGAGAUUUACCUAGAGUAAGAGUAACAGCUGCUCCACCAUUCUCGCGAAGUGGGGUGGAUUACGCAGGACCGUUGUAUAUUAAGCAAGGUCGUGCUAAGGUACCCUUGAAGGCAUAUGUUAGCCUUUUCAUUUGUAUGAGUACAAAGGCUAUUCACCUAGAAUUGGUAACAUCUUUAACGACAGAAGGGUUUAUGGGUGCUCUACAUCGAUUUGUCGGUCGACGUGGCAAUGUAUCAGAUCUGUACUCGGACAAUGGUACCAAUUUUACGGGAGCAUCUAAAGAACUGAUCGAGCUGAGAAGACUGUUGAAUUCGCAAUCACUGGAAGAAAAACUGACUGAAUUUUGCCAGAGACGGGAAACGAAUUGGCAUUUUAUCGCUCCAAGGGCCCCGCACCAGGGAGGCCUCUGGGAAUCAAAUGUUAAAAGCAUGAAAAAUCACCUGUACAAAUCCCUUUCUGAAAGUUAUUUGACGUACGAAGAAAUGAAUACGUUAUUGGUACAAAUAGAAGCGAUACUUAAUUCGAGACCCUUAAUGCCUAUGAACGAUGACCCGUUCGAUUAUGAGGCUCUUAGCCCUGGCCAUUUUCUGAUAGGCAGAGAAUUAACAUCAGUUGCAGAGCCCAACUACGAACAUCUGAAUGAUGGAUCUUUAUCAAGAUACCAAUUGAUACAGAAACGAAAACAAUCAUUUUGGAAUCGUUGGUCUAACGAGUAUAUUGUUACUCUCCAGAAACGAGGUAAAUGGUACAAGGAACCGGUUUUACUGCGAAAAGGAUUGCUUGUAAUCCUGCAAGAAGAUCAUGUGCCACCGCAACAUUGGAAGUUGGGUCGGAUCAUCGAAACACAUCCAGGAAAGGACGGUGUAACACGGAUGGUAACUGUUCGUACAAGUACUGCCACUUACCUUAGAGCAACAACGAAAAUCGCAGUACUUCCAAUCGACGAUAAUAGUGUUGAGGCAUCUACCUCACCUGGGGGAGAAUGUUCAUCGAAAAUUUCCUAACUGCUUUGUGUCAGUGCAGCUCAUUUUAAGGGCACAGCUCUAUUUUGUUAUCUUGAUAAUGUAUUUUCUUGUCAUACCGGAAGUUAAACAAUUUGUCUUGUAAUUUUUUUUUUCAGAUUAAAAUAAAACGUAAUACAGUCCACACACGCGUUUUGUAAAACAAAAUAAUCCGAAUUAACAGUGACUAUUAAGUAAAAUUUUGGUAAAAAAUUGAUUCAUGAUCCUCAGAACGGAGGCCGGGCUACAGCGGGUCGGUUGUUCUAGGACAGGGUCGGGCACCAGCCGUCGUUCAACCUAUCAUGCGGGCCAUCUGUUGGGAUUUCCUCCCAGGGAUGUUUUGCGCGGUCCAACACUCACAGCAUCACCCAUUCCAGCUGGACGGACAACCAAAAGCAUCGUGCAAUGUUUUCCCGGACCUCCCAACACAGGAAUCGACUUUGUGUCAACAGCCGGUGGAUUCAUGGAGGAUUUUUCCGCGGCCUUAGUUCACGAAAGGCUGCGCCCAAACUAAAACUUUUGCACGGUUUUGUCUCGGAAAAGAGCUGGUAGUGAGAUCAGCGAUUCAGAUCAAAGAUGUCUAUCUCCUCUGUGUGACGAAGAACAAGCGAAAUUUCUCCCCUUGCACUGACAACUUCAACGAGAGCUCAGCGAUUCAGAUCAAAGAUGUCUAUCUCCUCUGUGUGACGAAGAGCAAGCGAAAUUUCUCCCUUCGCACUGACAACUUCAACGAGAGCUCUUCUCUUUUACAUAUAUACACCACUGUUGUAUAAAGUGUGCACGCAUCAUGAAUGCGCAUGUUUAUUCCAAACAUUCCAAAUAAAACCUUUCUCCGAAGCUAGACGACAAUCGAUAAGUUGAAUGAAGAGAUAAUUUAGUAAAAUAAAGUAAUCAGAAGUGAAACAUUGAAAUAAUAAAUAAUCUGAUAACUGAAAGGAAAAAGAAACUCCUGCGAUUGUCGUCUUUUACGACAUGGAAGCAGGAACCCAGUGGAUCUAUUCUUGGUUCAUUUUUUUCCGCCGGAUUCCACACGGCAUCUAGACUGGUACUGUCCGGAGAGAGCUAAUAGGUACUAUCAAUCUCCUAGUGGACUUUAGCCCUUCUUUUCCUAAUUUUAUUUUAUUCAAUAACAUAAAUUAAAUCAAUUGAAUUUAUUAUUUUAAUUUGCACAUGAGCAACAAGGGAUAUGUCUUGUAUUUAAUACAAGUAAUACAAAGAGCGAAUCGAUUCAUUUGAAGGUUGCGUCGAUUUUUGUCGGGAUUGGCCUAUAAUAUUAUGUGACAUUAAAUCUAAUAGUUCUAUAUUUGUGAGUCUAUG